AUGGUGGGAUUCGGAGGAACAAACGAAAAAUGUGCAGUUUGUGAAAAGACUGUAUACCUAGUUGAUCGGCUAGUUGCUGAUCAUCGGACUUAUCACAAAGCUUGCUUCCGAUGCCAUCAUUGCAACCGUACCCUCAAGCUUAGCAACUACAAUUCCUUCGACGGAGUGGUUUACUGCAGGCCACACUUUGAUCAGCUCUUCAAGAGAACUGGCAGCUUGGAAAAAAGUUUCGAAGGAACACCAAAGUUCAAGGUAGAAAAGCCUGUUAACGCCGAGAAUGCAAGCAAAGUGUCGAGUAUGUUCGGGGGCACACAAGACAAAUGUAUCGGGUGUGGCAAGACCGUUUAUCCUAUCGAACGGGUUAAGGUGGAUGGAGCUGCAUACCACAGAAGCUGUUUCAAGUGCUGCCAUGGAGGGUGCACCAUAAGCCCAUCAAAUUACAUUGCUCAUGAAGGGAAGCUGUAUUGCAAGCACCAUCAUAUCCAACUCUUCAGGAAGAAAGGAAACUACAGCCAGCUUGAAGACGACGAAGCUCCUGAAUCAUCAUCAGCAUCAUAAAUUGAUAUGAAUUCAAAUAAAAGAAAGCAUUGUGUAGCUCCAUCCAUCUACUGAUUAUAAAAUAUAUGAAUGAGCAAUUGAUUGAGUAAUUGAAGGA
Cynara cardunculus var. scolymus (artichoke) is the source of this 655-nucleotide messenger RNA. Its product is annotated as pollen-specific protein SF3-like. The record is from RefSeq and is a predicted model, not a curated record. The coding region runs from base 1 to 558 and encodes 185 amino acids. Gene Ontology annotation, cellular component: actin cytoskeleton; plasma membrane. Lineage: Eukaryota; Viridiplantae; Streptophyta; Magnoliopsida; Asterales; Asteraceae. Gene Ontology annotation, biological process: actin filament bundle assembly. Gene Ontology annotation, molecular function: actin filament binding. The transcript has 5 exons.